CAGCCCGUCGAGAGUGGGAGGGGAAACCCCGUGCGAGGGGCGCCGCCAUCUUGGAUAAGGGGGGUGAUGGGGGCGCAGUGGAGCCAGCGGAGCAGAGCCUGAGGGAGCGCCGGAGCGAGGUGGGGACCCGGCCCGGCCGCUGCCCAGCACGAGCAGAGCGCUCCAGUGCCCGCAGGGCGACCGGGCUGCAGAGCCACGCUGCACGGCGACGCGUUUCCCGAGCCCAGUGCCACAAUGGCAACUGCACCUUACAACUACUCCUACAUCUUUAAGUACAUCAUUAUUGGGGACAUGGGUGUAGGAAAGUCCUGUUUGCUUCACCAAUUCACGGAAAAGAAAUUUAUGGCGGACUGUCCCCACACAAUUGGUGUUGAAUUUGGCACAAGAAUAAUUGAAGUUAGUGGCCAAAAAAUUAAACUACAGAUCUGGGAUACAGCAGGACAAGAGAGAUUCAGGGCUGUCACACGAAGCUAUUACAGAGGAGCAGCAGGAGCUCUCAUGGUCUAUGACAUUACCAGAAGAAGUACGUAUAAUCACUUAAGCAGCUGGCUGACAGAUGCAAGGAAUCUCACCAAUCCAAAUACUGUGAUAAUCCUCAUAGGAAAUAAAGCAGAUCUGGAAGCACAGAGAGAUGUUACAUAUGAAGAAGCCAAACAAUUUGCUGAAGAAAAUGGUUUAUUGUUCCUUGAAGCAAGUGCAAAAACUGGAGAGAAUGUUGAGGAUGCAUUCCUGGAGGCUGCCAAGAAAAUCUACCAGAAUAUCCAAGAUGGAAGCCUGGAUCUGAACGCUGCAGAGUCGGGUGUACAGCACAAACCAUCAGCUCCGCAGGGGGGGCGGCUAACCAGCGAACCCCAGCCCCAAAGAGAAGGCUGUGGCUGCUAGUGACCUCUUUCAUGGCUUCAUUUCUGACCUUUCACCUCUGUCUGUUGGGAGCAGUGCUUUUGAUUGCUUCCCUGUCUUCUGUACAUCUUAUUGGGUUUAAUUAAAACUGAAACAAGUUUAACACAGUACUAAACUGCUAAACAACUUUAGAUGUAAUCAGGUUAUCAAAGGCAAGUAGAGUAAUAAAACCUCUCCUGCAUGGUGAAUCUAGAAGUUUUUUUUCCUUGAUUGUCCUUGUGAUAGUGUCACAGAUACAUAAUUUAAACUGAGCACUGAUGCUGGACUCAUGAUUUUACACUUUUGCAGGGCUUUGUCUUGUACGGUUUAAUUUUAUGGUUCUUCAGCCUUUCUUCCCCACCUCUUAACUGUGUAGAGCUGUCCAUAGUAAAGGAUAAGUUUUUUUGUUUUUUUUUUUUUGCUGUGAAAUGACUUCUGAUGGUAGAAAGGGGCUCCGUACCAAUGUGCUUUGUUGAAAGAAUUCCCCAUGGUGUGCAUGUUGGGGGCAGGGGGGGCUGGCGCAGGAGUGUACAACUUGCACAGGGAAACAAACAUUCAUUCUUGUGCUCAUAGCUUUACAUCAUUUUUUGCCACUUUUAUCCAUUUGCUAACAGAACGUAAAUAUGUAUAAAAUUUGAAGGAACUGAGCUAACAGUUAAAUACAUCCUGUGUAUAUGAUUUUAAUGAAGAAAAUGAUUACUGGCAUUAGAACAGUAUAUAAGAAAAUAUCAGUUUGUACAGUAUGACCUGUAUGUGACCACAUUGCCCAUCAGUACAGACAUAGGUGUAACUGCAGUUCACUAACAGCAGCUUAACUCCUUGGUGUUGACAGUGGACAUUGUGCUGGGGGAACUCUAAUCCCAGUGCUGAAAUUAACACUAGUGGAAUCUGUCCUUCAUCUUUGCACUGUGGUAUAUCUAUGCCAUGUUAUUAAUCCUGUUCUGUGCAAUCAGCAGUGUGCUAACCUGCUUUUUUCUUCUGUAAGCAUUUCGCAUUAUUGGGCUUCAUUACCUGCCUUGCUUUGUAUACCAAGGCUGG
Messenger RNA from Phasianus colchicus (ring-necked pheasant), 1917 nucleotides. RefSeq names its product RAB14, member RAS oncogene family (gene RAB14). Gene Ontology annotation, cellular component: recycling endosome; trans-Golgi network; phagocytic vesicle. Gene Ontology annotation, molecular function: GTP binding; GTPase activity. Gene Ontology annotation, biological process: phagosome maturation; defense response to bacterium; Golgi to endosome transport. NCBI's taxonomy places the organism in Eukaryota, Metazoa, Chordata, Aves, Galliformes, Phasianidae. The record is from RefSeq and is a predicted model, not a curated record.